Oryzias latipes (Japanese medaka) is the source of this 6772-nucleotide messenger RNA. RefSeq names its product neuroendocrine convertase 1-like. NCBI's taxonomy places the organism in Eukaryota, Metazoa, Chordata, Actinopteri, Beloniformes, Adrianichthyidae. Gene Ontology annotation, cellular component: Golgi membrane; trans-Golgi network. The record is from RefSeq and is a predicted model, not a curated record. Gene Ontology annotation, molecular function: serine-type endopeptidase activity. Gene Ontology annotation, biological process: protein processing.
AGAGUGAAUGCAACAGCAGUUUUCUGCUCUCAGAAGCAUUUGCAUCAAGGCCAGGAGAUUAAACGUGUGGGUUGGGAACUGCGGAGAGUGUGUUGUCUCGCUUGGGGCUCCCGGUGCCAGAGUUCCAGCUUUCAUCGCACAGGGUGAAAGAUUUUUCCUGGACAACUCCGUCUAUGUGGCUACAGGCUUCAUGUUCAGCUUUUUAGUGCUGGUGUGCAGCUGCCUGCUGCAGAGCGAACUUGUGGCCACAGAGGGGCACCGUGGGCCCAAACGCCAUGUCUUCUAUGCAGUUCACAUAGAUGGAGGCAGCAAAGCCGCCAGAGCUUUGGCUGAGCAGCACAAGCUGGAGUUCAUACAGCGGGUUGGCAGCCUCAAAGGUCUUUACACCCUGAAAGACAGCAGGGGGCGCUCAAACAGAACCUGCUUUGAGGAUGGACUUGCUUCUGCAGUGGGGGUUCACUGGGUUCAGAGGCAGUACUGUCAUUACAGAGAAAAGAGGGAUCUUCUGAGGGGACUGAAGCUCAGGACUGCACACAGCUCCCAGAGGACAGAGUCUGCAGCUGACAACCCGCCUGAGGAGAGCAAGAGUGACCAGACCCUCACCUUCAACGACCCGCUUUGGCCCUUGCAGUGGGAACUGUUUGCGCAGGGCGAGUUCAACUUCAGCAGAUUUGACCUAAAUGUGAUGCCAGUUUGGAAGAACAACAUUACUGGAAAUGGUGUCGUGGUCAGCAUCAUCGAUGAUGGAGUUGAUCACACAAACAAAGACCUAAGGAAAAACUUUGAGGUCUUCGCCAGUUUUGACUUGCUUGCCUCUCACGGUUUGUCUCACGAUCCCAUGCCCAUCAAAGAUGAGGAAAACAGUCAUGGAACCCGGUGUGCAGGCGAGGUUUCCAUGGAAGCCAACAACUCUUACUGUGGUGUUGGCAUUGCCUUUAAUGCUAAGAUCGGAGGAAUCCGCUUGUUGGAUGGGCCUGUCACAGAUGCCAUGGAGGCCUCAGCCCUGACCUACAACAUUCACUUCAUCGACAUCUACGUCUGCAGCUGGGGCCCGAGGGACAACGGGGCGGAGAUGGAUGGCCCUCACUACUUGACAGAGCAAGCCCUGCGGCUAGGAACUCGCAAGGGCCGUGUUGGGAAGGGCAGCAUCUUUGUCUGGGCUGCAGGCAAUGGGGGAAUGUACGACGACCACUGUGGUGCAGACGGUUACAUCAACUCCAUAUACACCAUUUCCAUCGGAGCUAUCACUCAGAGUGGAAAGCCCGCCUUUUUCGGUGAACCAUGUGCAGGAGUGAUGGCUGUCACUCCAACAGGCAGUGGCUAUGGAGACUAUCAGCCUCUGGUAACUCUGACCACCACAGGUGAUGGCUGUGUGACCCACUUUCCAGGAACUUCCAGUGCUGCUCCGAUUGCUGCUGGGAUUCUGGCUCUUGCCUUAGAAGUAAAUCCUGCAUUGACAUGGAGGGACGUUCAGCAUCUGAUCGCCAACACAGCAAAGAUCCCCGACCCUGAAGAGCCUGGCUGGAGUAUCAAUGCAGCAGGAUACCACGUUCACCACAGGUAUGGCUUUGGAGUUUUGGAUGCUGGGUUGUUGGUGCAGCAGGCGGCACUCUUCCAAAAGGUUGGACGGCAAAGGACGUGCACACAAGAAGUUGCAUUCGACUCACCCAGAAUCUUCUCUCCUGGAGACAGUGUUACGUUGAGGAUUCACUCAGAUGGCUGUCAGUGGACAUCCAACGAGAUCAGCUCUCUGGAGCAUGUGCAGGUGAGACUGGGUGUUUCCGCCAGGUGUCGUGGUGACCUCUCUGUAAGUCUGGAGUCUCCAGGCGGCACAGUGUCCAUGCUGUUGGAUUCGCGGCCUAAUGAUGCCUCCACUGCUGGCCUGAAGAACUGGACGCUGAUGACGGUGCACUGCUGGGGGGAGCAGCCACGAGGCCACUGGACGCUCAAGGUGACCGACCACAAAGGCGAAGUGUGGAGAUGCACGAGGCAGCAUGAAGAGGAGCCUGCUGGAGCUUUACUCACUGCCACCCUCAUUCUGUACGGCACCUACCACUCACACCAGAGCUCGCCUGAGGGCCCCCUGUAUAGCAUUGUAUCCAUGGGGUCCCGCCACCCCAUCCCCGGCGGUGGGUUGCACCGGAGGGCCCGCCCCCCACCUCUGGAUCUGCUUCACUGGGUCUACCAAAUGGAAAGAGAUAGGAAAGUGCGGGCUGCUGACAUCAUCGUUCCAGCCAGACAUGAGAAGCUGGAGACUCCUGCUGAUAGAACGGCUAACUUCCUCAAACUUCUGACAUCAAGGGAAGCAUUAAAGCUUCAUUCGGCAUGUCUUCUACAGAGGUCCUCCGCGAGAUCAAGUCCUGCCGCUGGAGAACUUCCUGAGCAAGGACUGUCAAGAAGGGUGUGAAAGGGGAAAGUGCAUCCUUACCAUCUUGUCUUCUCAGGGAGGGUAUUGCGCUGAUGAAAAAACAACUGUCGGACUCUUCAGUGGAGCUGGAUGAAGGGGCUGUGAGCAGAGAGGCAGUGGGGGGAGCUGAAAGCACAAACAUGAACCACAGUUAAAUAAAGACGCUUGUUUCCCUCAGUGCAGCAAGCCAAUUGAUCACAAAUCAAUCUGUGUACUGUAUUUCAGCCGUUUGGCCUGUGUCGAUGGAGAUUAUUUAUUGUGGAUUCCCAGCCUCUUUACAACGCCAUCUUUCUCACACCUACAGAAACACAUCAAUCUUUUCCCCAAAACAAAUCAGGAGCAGGUCUCAUCUUCUUUCCUCGUUUGCCUUCUGAAAGUUGCAGAGAUUAGUGAACGAUAUGUUUGUCUUUUUCCACUUCAAUGAAGGGUGAAUUCAGCUCAGUGCAAUAAGAAAUGGAUUACCCAUUCAUUAGGGAGGCUGUGUCACUCCUCAUUGAGUUGGACAAAUAACAAAUUAAUUCCUAGCCGCCUAAUUUCUUUCUGUUCUCCACAGAAUAUUCCAUGACAUCGAAUUACCGAUCGCAGCUCCCUAAACUUUCUCCUCAAUUCAUUAAAAAUUAGGAAGGAAAUGCGACUGCUUUGCCAACGCAUGACAGAAUCCAAAAGUAAAGUGUUAAUAUUAUAGGAUUUUGUUAGUUACAGAAAGUUUUCUUUUUGACUUUCUCAGAAUCCGCCAAAACUUUGAGAUUAGACAUCAAAGAUACUGAGGUUGUGUUUUUUUUUCCCAGUCAAGUGCAGGUCUGUUGGUGGAUGGGUUUGUAAAGAAACAGUGGUGUAUUGACAGGCCAGUAUUGAUGUUUCAAUUAGAGCAGCGUUACAUCGUGCUGCAGCACGGUAACAUGGUGCGUCUCCUGCCAUCUGCUCUGCCUCCACGUCUGACGAACGAGGCACGUGGGGCUAAUCGAGCCGCACAUGAGCGAUGGGACCGCAAAAUCUGUCUCUCACGCACACAGUCACACAUAUAUCUUAUGCACACGUCCUUAUGCAGAAAAAAAAAGGUAGAGGGGGAGGGAGGGGAAGGAGAGCUCCUCAGAAAGCCUGAUUCCUCCCCUGCUCCCUUCACAGGAGCAGCCAGCAGGUUAUUUCUCUGACAAGGAAUCCGGUUGAAGCUCCAGAUGCAUGAGAUGAAAUUCUUCAAAAGCCCGUGCGAUGGAAAGACAAAAAAGGAGACAGCUUCUGCCAGGUUUUCUUGUGCUGGGAUGGCCUCAAAUCACUGUGCUUUAUGCCUGGCAUAACUGCCUGCCAAACCACACGAAUCAAAGACCUCAUUGUGUGGAUUACCUCGUUAAUCUACUGAUGCCAUUGAGCAGUAUUGCAGGUGUUAAUGUGCCAGGUUUUUUUUCUCUUCUUUUAUUGGGGAGGUGUACCAUCAGGUUCGUAAUCUGCUUUAAAUGCUUUCUGGGGAGUGCCACACUGACACUCUGCCAAGAGAGCUGUGCUAUCGCGAAGAGCUCCUCGUCAAUGCAGCGCGCAGAGGGGAUGGGCUGACUCAGGCUGCGGCGCCGAUGCCAGUGGGACUGAACCACUGAGCCACACACCACUUGUUGAAAUGUAUGACUGCAUGAAUAAUGAAAGAGGAAGAGGGAAGUGAUAUUGCUGGAGCGGUCCCACAAUGACAUCCAUCACAGAGGUGCCUCAUCUCUCUUCUUCCUCUGUUUCCUGCUCAAACUCUGAGCCUCCGCGCCUCUGUACCUGCCGCAGCUGAUAGACUGCAGAGGUGAACUCUAAACCAGAAUGAGAUAAAGAGGAAAAGAGAGGGACGGACAGAAAGAGAGGUAAUCCUUGCUUUUUUUUCCUGCUCCCUGGGGUGGUCUCUUCAUCCAGGGCCUCAAAGGGGGACAGAACACACCCCCCUCCUACAAUGGAGGGGGACACGCAGGGGCUGUUGCUAUUUGAGUGUGUGUGUGUGUGAGCGUGUAGUGGGGGUGCAGCUUUAAGCAGGCCUUUGAGUGGCCUAAUUGCGUUGGAAUACAGCAGCCUGAGAGCUGGCUCAGAUCACGGCGGGCUGCUGGAGGGGUUAGCGCCUGCACCUCGACAGCCACACUCAGCAAAAGAGCCCCGGCACAAAGCACACAAUUAAUGCUCUCCCUCUCGUUAACUCUCUCCCCACUUUUUGUCCUCUCCUACUUUUCUGUCAUUCUCUCCCUCUCAUCACCCCCCCUCGCCAUAUCUCGGUCCCCUCUCCGUCUCUUGUUCCUCCCUCCCUCCUGCCACACCGGCUCACUGUUUCGUCACUCGCCCACUGUAUUAAUCCUCCCAUGCAGCCUGUCAAUCUCCCCAUCUUUGAUGCACACAACAAUUGCAGAGAGAAUGAAAGGCGUGGGUCAGCCGCCUCUAUUAUGUAAGACCUGAAGCAGGCCAGCAUGAGAACUACUGAUAUCUCGCAGCUAAUCUGAGAUAAAAUCCUUUAAGUGAUGCAUGCUUCUGCAUAUGUUUCACUUUGAAAUUAAAAUUAAAAACUCUAGAAGCAGAAAAUACUUGAUUAUUUGUGACGACUGCGAUUUAAAAGUUUCAUUUUCACCUUUGUUUUCCUUCCUGAAUAUUGCAGUACAUGUUGUUAUUUUCUCUGCUUACGUGGCAGCAGCUCAGCUAGGGUUUUAUAUGUUUGCAGGUCCUUCACAUCACUGAGAAGUCAAUGCAUCAUCCUUCAGAUUAACUUCCAGAAAAACGGGCUGCAGUUGUAUUUUCUUGUAUUUUGGGGUCAGCAGCAGAUGGAUGGCAUGGGUUAAUGGAUCUCUGCAGCUCUGAUCACACCCCUCUAGCUGUUUUUUUGAUGAAACUGGACUCCGCAUGUGGAACAAUAAGCGGUUUUAAAAAACAUAUUUCAUCAGCCCGUCGUUUGAUUUUCUCAAUUACCCAAACCAUGUCUUGAUAAAAUCUAAUCAUUUCCGCUCACAGGACGCUUCCUGGUGAGAAAUUGGCAGUGGGAUGUGAGCUGAUGUAUGGGCAGACAGUCGCCUAAUUAGAGUGUUAGAAAUUGAAUCUUUACAGCACAUGGGUCAUAUAAUUAUCCUACUGUUAAUUUAACGGUUACAUUCUCUACUGUUCAUUUUUAUUCCCUUAAAUGCAGUUUGGCAGCAGGCCUCGUUGCUCAGCACCGGCUCUCCGUGUAUGAGGGGAGGCAGCGUGGCCCCUAUCAUUGGCCCCUCCGAGUGAUUGAAUAACUGCAGACCCUGCAGUCCAAAUAACAAGGCUCGCAUCAUUUAUGCAUUGUUAAGCCAUGUAAUUGAAGCGAGCCAUAGUUUGCAUAUUACACCAUUAAAAUAAUGUGCUUUGCGUUUCUCCCAACACGACUAUUUAAGUCUGUGUGGCGAUGUGGUAAUGCCUUGAAUUACAGCCUAAUUACCACAAUGUUCUUUUGAUUUGGCUGAAUUCAAUGUUACGCCACAAUAAUGUUCAGAAUUACCAAAAUGAAUUACCGAGCCGUGCUUGAAACUUUUUAUGGGAAGACUUAAAUCCUGGUGGCUCCAUGCACCGCCAGAGCAGCUGCAUUCAAAUCUAUAAAGGAUUAUUAGCUGCAGGAAUGAGAUCCAUUAAAGACCCAAUCACUAAUACUUUGUUGAAGAGCUUGAGUUAUACAUGGAAUAUAAUCAUUUUACAUUUCUCACUUGAUCAUCAUCGCCUCUUUUAAUCUGGUGUGUGCAAGUAUCGCUGAUGCAAACAGAAUUCAUCUUUGCAUUUAAGUUUUGACUAUGUAUUAUGGGUAACAAUCAUUUCCAAUAACACAUUCAUCUUUUUUGUGAUCAUUUUAGCAAACAAUACUUUUAAAAAGUCAUUGUUUAUUAUUUUAUAUUUGUUUUGUCCCAUUAGAGACUAAUUAUGCUUAUUUCAGUCAACAAAGCAGCUUCAAAGCAAAAAGAAAAAAAGAUGGGUUAAAACGUGAAUCUGCAUAUGAAUGAAAGGUCAAACUGAGGUCGUAGAGUUUUAGCAGCUAUUGUUUGUGCUGUAUUACACGCGUGUUUGCAGUCUGCGCGCUUCUACGUUCUGAUAAAAGUUGAGAUUAAAGAUUACACUUCUGUUUUUAAAAUAAAAAGGUUAAAUCUUCUCUCAUAAAAACAAACAUAAUGAGUUUGCUUUAUCUUUAUUCUAGCUCAUUUAUUAUGAGGCUUACCUUUAUUUUAAAAAAUGUAAACCGAGUGUCUCAAAGAGCAGUAAUUAGUGAAUUAAAUAUCGUUUCUUUCCACCACAAAACUUCCUAUCUGUGGAACCUGUGUUGCCUUUAUUUGCACUUUUGUGAUUUCUUUAAAACAUUAAAAACAGAUGCUGGAAGGAGUUUCUGUCAGAAAAUAAAGACAUUUUACAAGU